CAAAUCGACAACCACGCCGACGAACGACGACGAGCAGCAAACCCGACCAUGAGCACCGAAGAACGGCUGUGGCGUGUGCAGGGGGAAGCACGGGCACGGGCGGCGCAGGCCCAGGACUUCUUCCAGGACCUGGAGCAAUGGGAACGGUCCAUCACACAGAAGGAUGAACAGUUAAAGCGCACGCAGGCUGUCACAAAGAAGGUGGAGGGAAGGCGGGGGAGGUGUUGGGGUGAAGACACGUGCAACACAAAACAACAGCUGGCAUGCAUUGGCUGAUUCACUUGCACAUACGCGCCACUUAACGCAUUCACGCACACACGCACACACACACACACACAUACACACACACAUACACACACGUACACACGCGCACACACAUACACACGCGCACUGGUCAACACGCAAUUGCGAUGUAGUUGCCACCCGUACGGAGUCAGGUGGGACUAGAUAGUGGUACAGACGCGGAGAGCGGUUCGCAGCAAACAGCGCCAGAAACAGCGACUGACAAUGUUGCAAAACAACAGCAGCAGCAGCGCCUCAGGUCUGGUGACUACCGCGGAUGGGACAAAUUUGAUGUGGACAGCGAGCUGCAGAAGUUGGAGCAGCAGGAACAACAAGAAGAGGAGCGCAAAUUGAAGGAAGCCAUGCGCGCACAGCAAGAGGAGAUUGCGCCAGCCGACACAAUGCACGACAGUCAGAUGUCGGACAUGCAGCUGCGGACCCACAUGGCCACGUGCGAGAAGGAGAACGGCAAUGCGCAGUUCAAGGCGGGCAAGUACAUGGCUGCGGUGGACUGCUACACGCGCGGGCUGGACGUUGAUCCCGACAACGCCGCGCUCUACGCCAACAGGGCGAUGGCGCAUCUCAAGCUCAAGCAGUAUGAACACGUCGUUGAAGACGCAACACAAGCCCUCCGCUGCGAUCCUAAGUACAUCAAGGCUAUGUCGCGCCGUGCAACAGCAAACUGCGCUCUCAACCGCUUCGAUGAUGCAAUGGAAGACUGGUCAGCCAUCCUUCGUCUGGAUCCGAACCACAAGCAGGCGCGCAAGGAGCUCGCAGCCACCAAGAAGAAAAAGCGGCAGUACGAGGAGGACCGCCGGCGGAACUUCAAUCCGCUUCAACACGCCGCCAAAUUGCGUGACGAGCGGCUGCGUGCGCGCGACGAAAAACCACUGGUGCGAAUCCCAAUUGAGGAAAUUGGAACACCAGUCAACAGCGACGACGAAGAUGGCGAUGAUGAUAACGGUGGUAGUGGUAGUGGUGGUGAUCAUGUCUCCAACAAGGCAGGGGCAGUGAAGACAACACCACCAACAGCAACAGUAUCAGCACCAGCAUCAGCAGCAGGACAGGAUAAGACGAAGAAUAAGGACAAGAAGACCAAGAGCAAGUUUGUCAUGGAGGAAACGAGUGCCGCGCCGGCGCCAGCAUCAGCACAGUCACAGUCGCCGUCGCAGUCACGGGCGAAGCGGAACGUGAUUCCGGUUGGCGAUAUUGUGGAGAAGCCGCCAGCACCGGCACCACCAGCACCACCAGCACCAACAGCACCACAAGCAGCUGUUGCACCAACGACGGACACACACGAACAGAAAGGAGGUAGUGUUGCAAAGGCGCAGCAGCCGGUCACGAAACAAGAGGACGCCGCGAAGCAGAUGCAGCAAGGUGGCGAGGCAACACCAGCAGCACCUGCAGCACCUGCAGCACCAGCAGCACCAGCAGCAGCAACCACGGUGACAGCAAGCAAGCAAGAGCCGUCGACAGCGGCGAGCAAACCCGCACCCGCCGCCCUACCCAUGCGCGCCACCACUGCUACCCCUACGUCGCUACCAUCAUCAUCAUCAUCAUCAUCAUCAACAUCAGCACCAUCACCAUCGUCAUCAUCAUCAUCAUCAUCAACAUCAGCACCAUCAACAUCGUCAUCAGCUGUUGCGCCGCCCCAGUCCAGUGCAGAGUUCCUUGGACGCCUUCGCGACACGCUCUCCUCGCCAUCACAGCUGCAUGCACUCGCCAUGUCUGUCAAGCCGUCACAGCUCAAGCAGUUUGUUGCCAACCAGCUUGAGGCCGAGCAUGUGCUGGCCAUGGCGCCUGCGCUGGCGCGCGAGGAGCAGCGGCCUGUUGCCGCGUUUAAACGUCUUCGCGCUGUCCUUUCUGCACCGCGCGCCGAUGUUGUGCUGCAGUUCCUUGAAGAUGAAGACCGCUCCUCCCUGUACACACACGCGUUUGAUUUGGGCCAGCGCGCUGUUGUGAAGGGCGCGAAAUCGUUGCAGCAGGGCGAUGUGGACGCCACACUCGCGCUCCUCAAGUGAUGUGUGUGUGUGUGUGUGUAUCUGUGUGUGUAUCGCUGUUUGUGCGUGUGUGCAUCUGUUUGUGUGUAUGUGUGUGUAUGUGUGUGUAUGUGUG
Messenger RNA from Salpingoeca rosetta, 2397 nucleotides. RefSeq lists its product as uncharacterized. The record is from RefSeq and is a predicted model, not a curated record. The coding region runs from base 645 to 2303 and encodes 552 amino acids. Lineage: Eukaryota; Choanoflagellata; Craspedida; Salpingoecidae. Gene Ontology annotation, molecular function: protein binding. The transcript is spliced from 8 exons.